AUGUCAGAAACCUCAGAAGCCGAGAAAAGACGUAUUUUACGGGAAAGAAGACAACAAAAAUUCGGCAAUGGUGGAGGGUCGUCAAGAUUAGCGAAGAUUACAGGUCAAACGGAUAACAGCUUUUUGUCCACAGACUCGCCUCUCGACUCUAAUAGCUCAAGUCCAGGUCCAGUGGCACAAAAGGACAAUCAAGAGUCUACUAAAGAGAUGGACGAGCUGCUCGCUCGUUUGGCCCAAAACGAGUCCAAACAUGUCAAGGAUGUGGGCCCCAAAUCAUCUGCUAAAAGCCCAGAACUGGACCUGUUCGCACAGCUCGUCAAAAUGCAAGGCGGUGAUGCUUCCACUCAGGGUGCGACCCCUGAAACACCGGAUCUUUUCGCUGAAUUGAUGAAAUCGAUGCAAGCUGAUUCCCAACAAGGUGCACAACCUGAUUUUCCUUUUGGGACUUGCCAACCACCUAUCGACGCUGCAGUUCUCGCAGCACAUAAUGCUUCCGUGAACAAACUUAAGGCCUACACCAUCAUAGUCAAGUGGGUGUUCUUCAUUCUGCCCUACAUCUACUACACAACCCAUGCUGCUCGCAAGACUUUUGAAUCUAGCGACAUGGAGGCUGUGACCAGCAAAUUUAGCUUUUUCACCAUCUUCACAACGUUUGAAAUCGUCACACUCUCCGUAUACUACCAGCUUUUGCUUUCUGCUGAGAAAUCCCAUCACAUCAACACGCUGAAUAGUAACAGCAAGAUUUUGAGCCUUGUUUCAAUGAUUCCUCCCGGCUUGGUUCCUAUCAAGAAUCUGCCAGGGAAAACCUCUCAGGCGCUGCAAUACUGGGAUGUGCUUUCCAUGUACCUUACCGAUCUGGCCUUUACCAUUUUGCUCAUCGGCCUUUUUCAAUACUAUUGGUCAACUUAA
Molecule: messenger RNA, 909 nt
Organism: Lachancea meyersii CBS 8951
Lineage: Eukaryota; Fungi; Ascomycota; Saccharomycetes; Saccharomycetales; Saccharomycetaceae
Source: the annotation of a GenBank genome assembly